AGCUUGUUUUUCUUUUGGUUGCUUUCAUCGUUGAACAACUGAGUAGAGCAUGGUUCUCCUAAAAUGGGUGAGACUGAGAUUUGUGUGUUCCCUCGUGCGAACUAAACCGCGUUUAAACGCGUGUUUGGUGGGUUUCGACUUCACAGCCGUUGUUCGCCAACCCCAUUUCCUUUGGCGAAACAAACGGUCCCGAGGACGAUACACCAAGAAAAGAAGAACAGAGGAAGGAAAGGGAAGGAAACUCUUGUCAAUGUUUGAGCAGAAAAUAUGAACACGGAGAACAAGGAGGCUGAUAACUUGCUUCCAUCUUCUGCGGCUGCCCAGAGGAUAUCCAAUUUACCCAAAUAUUCCAGGUUUACACAGCAAGAGCUUCCUGCUUGGAAACCAAUUCUUACUCCUGGAUCGGUCAUUACAGCAUUCGUCUCUAUUGGAACUGCCUUCAUCUUUUUCGGCCUCAUUUCUUUGUUUGCAUCAGAGAGUGUGGUGGAAAUUGUAGACCGAUAUGACAAGGACUGCAUUCCUUCCGAUGAUGCACUGCCAUAUAUCCAAAGCACCCAAACUAACAAAACAUGCAUCAGGAAAUUGAUUGUUCCAAAAAAAAUGCGACCUCCUAUUUAUAUAUAUUAUCAGCUUGACAACUUCUACCAGAACCAUCGGCGAUACAUAAAGAGUAGAAGUGCCAAGCAAUUGCUCAGCAGGGCAUACGAGAAUGUUACAGGAGACUGUGAACCUGAACACAAAAGUAACAACCAGCCAAUCGUUCCUUGUGGCCUCGUUGCUUGGAGUUUGUUCAAUGACACAUAUGUGUUUUCGAUGAAUAACAAUGUGAUACAUGUCACUAGAAGGUUCAUAGCUUGGAGAAGUGAUAAGUCAAAAUUUGGGGAUGAUGUCUAUCCUAAGAAUUUCCAGAGUGGAAAGCUUAUCGGGGGUGGAAAACUUGAGGAGGACAAACCUUUGAGCGAGCAAAAUGAGCUUAUGGUUUGGAUGCGAACUGCAGCAUUACCAACUUUUAGAAAGCUAUAUGGAAUGAUUGAUGAAAGUGCUUUUGAACCCAACGAUGAGAUAACAGUUGUAAUACAGAACAAUUAUAACACCUACAGUUUUGGGGGCAAAAAGAAGUUGGUUCUUUCAACCACAAGUUGGAUAGGUGGAAAAAAUAAUUUCCUAGGAAUAGCAUACCUUGUAGUUGGCGGACUUUGCUUAUCUAUCACAAUAAGCUUCAUAGUUCUGUAUGUCAUGAAUCCAAGGCCUAUGGGGGAUCCAACCUUCUUGUCAUGGAACAGAAAUCCUGUCAGACGUUUAAACUAAGAUUUUUUGCUGUGAAUAUGUUUCGUCGAAUGGACCAUUUUAUUGAUGCUCUGCCUAACAUGUUGAGUUUCUCUCGAGCCAUGAAAAUGUUUGCCUUUGAGCUGCUAACUUCAUGAUGUUUGAUGACUUCCAAUCAGUGACUGCAGCUCUGCUGUUAUUGAAUGGUCUGAUUAUAUUUUGGAGUGCAAUGGAAAUGCAUUUAUUUGGUAGUAGUCAGUGUGUAUUAUUUUUACUUAUUUCUCCUUUUAGUUUCCAUUGUGAUCUCAAGAAAACAAGCAAAGCAAACCAUUUUGGUUAAUUAGUGAUUCAGUUGUCUAUAAUAGACUUAUAUUAGAAA
This is a messenger RNA of Cornus florida, 1645 nucleotides long. Its product is annotated as ALA-interacting subunit 1-like. The coding region runs from base 268 to 1308 and encodes 346 amino acids. Gene Ontology annotation, cellular component: Golgi apparatus; endoplasmic reticulum; plasma membrane. NCBI's taxonomy places the organism in Eukaryota, Viridiplantae, Streptophyta, Magnoliopsida, Cornales, Cornaceae. The record is from RefSeq and is a predicted model, not a curated record. The transcript has 9 exons.